Siniperca chuatsi (mandarin fish) is the source of this 6014-nucleotide messenger RNA. RefSeq names its product adrenergic, alpha-2D-, receptor b (gene adra2db). Gene Ontology annotation, molecular function: alpha2-adrenergic receptor activity. Gene Ontology annotation, cellular component: membrane. The record is from RefSeq and is a predicted model, not a curated record. NCBI's taxonomy places the organism in Eukaryota, Metazoa, Chordata, Actinopteri, Centrarchiformes, Sinipercidae. Bases 435 to 1706 code for a protein of 423 amino acids. The transcript has a single exon. Gene Ontology annotation, biological process: platelet activation; regulation of vasoconstriction; adenylate cyclase-activating adrenergic receptor signaling pathway.
UGUCAUCUCACUCCUGUAUGGGCUUUCAUUCCACCAGCAGUGUGCAUCUCCCGUGCCUCUCUAAAGCGAUGCUGUUCACCAAAGCGCAAGAGCAGUAUUACGCACGGCGAAAUGACAGCAGAGGAGCGACUACACUCGUGGAGCCUUGGAUUGUGAACUCUGUUCUUCUCACAGUUGUAACAUUUUCGGAACUCCGUGUGCCCGUCGGGACUAUAUGGAGGACCUGUGAUGAAAGGUUUGCUAUUUGAGGAGAUGCAUUUGUGCAGGUACUGUGUCUUAUGCGGGCUACAUGCUGUUUGUACUGACCAGGACCGUUACGCGCAACGUAUCUCCAUGCGUUAGAAUACAGCUCCGCGCACCCAGUCUUAGCUGUUUGGGAAAGAAAAAGGGUGUAAAACAACAAACAUGAUACGAAAGGACAAAUUGGAGCCAGAAUGGAUUUAACCCAGUUAAAUCUGUUGGUGGAAAAUGUUUCCAACGAUGAGAACACCACAGACACACCGCUUAACUUGCCACACACGGAGGCAGCUACUGCGCUCAUCAUUGUGGUGGUUACUGUGAUCAUUUCGGUAACCAUUGUCGGUAACGUGUUGGUGAUUGUGGCGGUGCUGACCAGCCGGGCUCUCCGUGCGCCCCAGAACCUUUUCCUGGUCUCUCUGGCAUCAGCGGACAUCCUGGUGGCCACGCUGGUCAUCCCCUUCUCCCUCGCCAAUGAGGUCAUGGGCUACUGGUACUUUGGAAGUACUUGGUGCGCCUUCUAUCUGGCUCUGGACGUGUUGUUCUGCACCUCAUCCAUCGUGCACCUGUGCGCCAUCAGCCUGGACCGCUACUGGUCAGUAACAAAGGCGGUCAGCUACAACCUGAAGCGGACACCAAAGCGCAUCAAGUCCAUGAUCGCUGUAGUGUGGAUAAUAUCUGCUGUAAUCUCCUUCCCUCCUCUUCUCAUGACCAAACAUGAUGAACGGGAGUGCCUGCUGAACGAUGAGACCUGGUACAUCCUCUCCUCCUGUCUGGUGUCCUUCUUCGUUCCUGGUCUCAUCAUGAUUCUGGUUUACUGUAAGAUCUAUAAGGUGGCCAAGCAGCGCUCAUCCACCGUGUUCGUGGCCAAGAACGGCCUGGAGAGGCAGCCCUCUCAGUCCGAGACCUGUUUCGUCAGGAAGGACCGGUUCGAGAUGGAGAGCCCGAGUAGCCAGAGCUCCGGCAGCCACCAGCAGAGACAGGGGGAGCUGGACGACAUCGACCUGGAAGAGAGCUGCUGUCCGUCGGAUACUAAACCCCGCAAUCAUCGCUUCACCAAACGGAGAAAAGUGGAGGGGUCAGAGUGCUGCCCGCCUCAGAACUGCCGUCUCUCCUGGGCUUCGGCCCGGGCGUUGCAGCUCUACCCCGAGCAGAAGAACCCAGCUGGGCGACAACAGCUGGCCGCGGCCAACAAAACCAAAGUGGCCCAGAUGCGGGAGAAACGUUUCACCUUCGUGCUGGCGGUAGUGAUGGGGGUGUUUGUGCUUUGCUGGUUCCCUUUUUUCUUUACUUACAGCCUGCAUGCUAUCUGCAGAGACAGCUGCUACAUCCCUGGUGCACUUUUCAACCUUUUCUUUUGGAUUGGCUACUGCAACAGUUCUGUGAACCCCAUAAUAUACACUAUUUUCAACAGGGAUUUCAGGAAAGCCUUCAAGAAAAUCGUAUGCAGAACUUCUAAACGCACAUAAAUACAGAAAGGCCUCCUGGGACAAAUCUGUUUUGCCUCUGUCACUCAACAGUGCUGGGAAGGAAUUAUAUUAUUAGAACUCAUUCUUCUUGGCAGACUGUUUUCCCUCCCCAAAAUCAUUUUUAUGUAAAUACUAUCAUUGAAAAAAAAGAUCCAGUGUUGUGUACACCUUUAAAAGCAUAUGAAUAAAUUAUAAAGUUGAGCAAAACAAAAAAGAAAUAUUUUUAGUGCCUCAGUAUUGCAAACUUGAUGCAAGCAUCAAACAUGGUUAGUUAUUUAAUCAUUAGAUACAUUUAUGCUACUUGAGGUAUGUAAUAUAUAGGUCAUUGUGUAAUAAGUCCUGCAAAUCUGCACCUUUGAACAAGAAAUCCCUAUAUUGGAUCAACCUUUUAUGCUGCAGCAAGCAGGAGGAAAGAGUUACUUCAGAGUAAAAUUGAAGUAAUGAAUGCAGCUGGAUUCCAGUGCUGGCGGCUGGUUCACAGAGGGUGUUUUGUGUUGAGAUAAACAGAAGAUUAAUCGCCACCAUCUAUAAGAUAUGUGCAUGAGGAUAAGCAGGAAAGUAAGUACUACAUUUGUCAUGGAGGAAAAAAGGAAUCCUAUAGAUUAGAUGAUUAAAACAAGUGUAGAAUGUUGCAUGGUUGAAAAUGUUUGGCAUUAAUACAGGUAAUUCAGAUACAUCAAUUUAUCUUUGCUUGCUGCAGUUAAAGCUUGGGCAAGGCUCUCAGCCAUUUCUUAUCAGCGAACCCCCAAACUUACGUAAGAGUCUAAUCUCACACACACAAAUACCAUCACACCACCUCACACCAAAAUAAUGGCCAAGAUGAGGCCUGCGUGCACAACGUCUAUUGGAUAAAUCUGUGUAUUUCCUUUCAAUACCUCACAAUACCUCAGUAUUUUGUCAGUAAAUAUUUAACCUUGUGAGAUCACAAUUCUGCUAUACAACCUGAUUUCAGUGCCAUGGGACAGAGAUCAGAUCUGGGUUACAUUGUCCAGCAAAUAUUACUUUUAUUGUGUUGUAAAUUCUUUCUCUUACAAAUAAAAUGUUACUGGCAAGAAAGAAAAAGAAAGUCCAGUAGCUUUGACUGGCUGUGACAUUCCUGAACGUGCCAGAGGAAGGAUGCUCACAUGUGACACAACCAAAAUACAAACAGUCCUGCUCCCUAUAUCUUUAAAAUAACAUCUCUGGACACAGCUUUUGUAGGCAGAGCUGGACUCCCAUCCAGCAUCAAAUCUCCUUGGUUCAAUAAGAGAGUUUAAUAUCUACGAGCCAAGCCUCAGGCUGUAAUCCUCUGCUUUAUAAAGCUGUAUUAUCACAGGAAAAGUCCUACAAAUUAUGACCUCUAACUUCCCACCUCCCUUAAUGGGAAAGAUAUAUAAAGUAAAGGAAAUAUGGUUAGAUUCAAGGGUAUAUUUGAACUGCACAGCGCUGUUUUCCAUACAGUGUCAAACUGCGGUCGGUUCAUGAUGAAUCUGGGAUAGAACGUGUAUGUCAAAUGUUGAAUAUAUGACGAAGCUUGCAUGAGAAGGCCUGUGCUUCUCUGGGAAAAAACUCUUACUUACUCUCACUUAGUGAGAAGAAGCUCUAUAUCAGCCUAUUGUCUGCAUGGGGGUGCUGAGGAUAAAUACACUAUUUAUAUCCUCUUAGGAAUGUCUUCAAAGCACUCCUACGCUCGCUGGCGCCUUGCCAGAUAAUCAUCAAUUGAGGGGUGUCAUGCUUAAAAAGAUUUUUUAAAGUUUAAUGGAGUAGUUUUUGUGAAGUGUGCCCAUAUUUAUGAGAGUGUUGUUAAAAUAUCAUCCAGGGAAACAAGAGUGAAGGUGGUCACGUAUUUCCUUUUCUCUUGACGUGCGGCACCAUUUUAUUCAUGAACAGAAUUAGACAGUCUGAGAGAAGUGAUGAAGGAAAGUCAAUCUCAAAGGGAUUCACAAAACUCUUGAAACAAAUGAAAUGUCUGAGUCGAGUUACAAUCACAAGAGGCGGUAAAAUUAGCUUUCUAUCUUCAUCUUGAAGAAUUGCUAAGAUUCAAGUGAUUUCGACAUGUGUAACGUAAGGAGAUGCUGUUAUGUACAUGUUACAUGUAACCUAAUUUCUCUAGAGAGCACGGCCAUCGUUCAUCGCAUUAUCCAAGGAGGAAAUAUUUACAUGAACACUCGUAUGUAAUUUUCUUCUUGAUGGUUUACUGAUUAGUAUCUGACAAGACAAGCAACUCCCUUAUUAAAUCUCACUUCCCAAUUCACUUAUCUUUCUAUCUUUCUCAUCAACUGCUCCAUUGUAGCGAGAAUGGAGCACACUGCUUUUAAUUAGCUGUAGUGUUUUCUGUUACUUUCAGUAAUGUGUAAUCUCUCUAGGCAUGUCUCCUCACACACUUCAGCUCUUUUACAUCUUUUGUUUCAGAGUCCAAGUUGAGAGAACUGGAACUGUAUAGCAUGUUGUUUUAUCUUCAUUUUCACUUCAAAAAGAAUUUCAUAAAAAACUAAACACAGAUCCCUCACAGUCCCUCACUAUUCAUGAAAUAAAUGCUCUACUAAUUGCAUUUUUAUUCUAGACAAAAUUAGUGUUGAUUUGCAGGCCUAUUCGGUCUGCACUUCCAUCUACCGAGCCAUUCAUUCAUCCCAGACUGUAAACAAAGUUGGAGACUAGUUCAGGAAGAGAAGCAGAGCUGUGGUGACCUUCAACCUCCCAAAUCCUCUUCUAAAGGCUUAAUGAGAGCAACAGAGUAACUGGACGGAGUCAAAACAUUUCCUGGUGUGGGAUGCUGAAGGGAAAGCUUUAUUGGGGCCUAUUCAAAGCUGAGGAAGAGUGGAGGGUCUGCCAGGGUUGUUUACAGUCAGCAGUGUGGGCAAGGCUAUUUGCAGUCACAAUAGUCGCAGGAGAUGUGAUUAUAAAUGUUUCAAGAUGCAGUGCAGAAAAAAGGGGCCUCUUAGCACGAGAGAGGAUGAUGAAGAGAGCAGCUGCUUGUUGUACUCUGCUACAUUACCUUGUUUGUCAGACACAAUGCGGCAUCUGCAGGUAAUUGCUUUUUUUCAGUUGUCUCUAACAAGAUAAGGGGUGGAGACGAGCAAGGCCAAAACUCACGUCAAUCCCAGGAAGCUGCGUAUCUGGAGAAGAGGAGCCAGUUCGUCAUUAGUGUAAAUCAGCUGGUGUCAUGUCAAAGCGAGGGUGGGACUGAGCUCACUGUCUCCGGGCCAUUCUAAAAUAUCGCCCUAAACUGCAGUGCUAACUUAAAGAUGACAGUCAGAUUACUGGCCUCUGUGUUUGUGUCUCUGCAUGCAAACAUAUGCAGAUGUGUAUCCUCCAUUCCUCUUGAUAGACCAAGCAAGUGGGGAUUCUACUCACAAACAGUCACCAGGACAUUAGAAAUUUCAAGAUCUAUUUUUAAAACAAUAUUUAUUAUCAAACAAGGUGUGGCUGCUGAGCUGCAGAAGUUGUCACGGAGCAGGCAAGCUAUAAUGCCAAAACAUUUUUUUGCAGCUUUAAAGGAAAAGUAAAGUGAUAUUCUAUGUUUUUCUUGAUGUCAACAAAUCCCAUGAAAACACUGAAACCAACAAUGAACAAUGCCGUUGAAAAAACACAAUUUACUCUUGUUCGAGUAACAUUUGCUAACAGCUACAGUUCUCAGCUGUUUUAAAGAAUUCAUUAGCCUUUUUAGAGAGUGAAACUAUAUAUUUGUGACCUGUUUUUAAAGAUCUAUGCCUUCAGUAGGAACAAACAGGUUUGGAGCCACAGACAGGCUGAGUAUUAAGAGACAGACUAAUGCAUUGUUGCUCUUAGUCUUGUUGUCAAAAAUUAAGAUAUAGAAUAUUGCCAGCCUGAUGCUUUAAAACCCUUUAUUACACGGCUUUGUUGAAUCCUCGAUUCUGAUUGGUCACUUACGGCAUUCUAUGGUCUGUUAUUUCUGAAGAGCAGACCGCUGCUGUGAAUAACAGACCGUUGCUAGGGACGCAGUUCUGAUCAUAGACUCUCGAGUCAAAUGAUAUCAUCCUGUAUCACCCUGCCAGGGUUCGCUGUACGUUAUCCCUUACUUAACAAAUAAAGAAAUCUGUAUGAAAUUGGUCUAACAAGGGGACUGAACCAACAUCUCUUGUUUGGGUUGAAUAUUAUGCUUAGUGGCUAUGACACUUUCAAACAAAAGUGAUUAAUGUUUUAUAGUGUGUUGGAAAACUUUGGUGCAACUACAUUAAUCUAUGGAUUUAUCUACUCUCUCGUUCUGUAGCCUGGCUUGUUGUUUGUUAUCCUGCAGGUACACACAUAGUUAUGACACUAAAGGGUAGUUAUUCAAGGAGAGAUCUGAAUAAACAGUGUGCCUCUGUG